AUGUUAACAGAUGUGGCGAAUUCCCUAUUACAAAUCUAUCAAAUUAUCAAAGGAUCUCCCAACAACAGCAUUAAACAACAUCAGCAGCAUCAACAGCAACACCAGCUACAACAGGAUAAAACUAACGAUUAUGGCGAAACAAAUGAUGCGCCCGGCUCAUCGAAUGACACCGAUACGCAUGGUAGCGUCGGUGUGUCGACACUGCCUGCAGCAGCGCUAUCUCUGUCAGCAACAGCCGUAGGCAGCACACCGCCGAGCAGCGCUGAAGCGACAAAUACCAACAAUUUCACUUAUUACAAGGGCGCCGUUGAAACGGCGGCAGCAACGGCUGUCACAGCUGCAACGCAAAGACAUGCUGUCGCAGCAACGCCACCACUACCACGCCCAUCACAAUCGUUGCCGCCAUCAUCAGCUGUGGCGGCCUCAUCAGCAACAGGGCAUUAUCCACCACCACACCAGCAACACUAUGCCACGAGCAACGCAGUGACGCCAUUGUCGGAUGCCUUUCACCAUCAGCAGAUGCAGCUACAGCUACAACAACAAUACGAGCAACGUCAUCAACUGCAAACAGCCUAUUAUCACCAGCAACAGCAGGCGCCGCCGUCGCAAUCGCAGCAAGAAGACCAAUCAGCAACGUACGUGACGUCACAACAGCCGUCUACACAAUACCAACAUGCGGCGGCCACAACAACAACAGUAAAUCAACAUGCAGCGCCCAGCAACAGACAAGCAACGCAGUCGACAGUCACACACCACACAACGAACAUAUCACAAGCAGCAACAUCAACACAGCAGCAGCAACCUGCAGCAAUGGCGCACGCGUUGACACACGCCACACAGCAACAACAACAACCGUGUCAACGGACGACAUCAGAACGUCUCAUCAUGGCAUAUUUUCUCGCUCCUAUAUUUUUGAAAUUUGGUGCUCCAAAAAUGGAUCAAAUACGACGAAAGGUCGGGAAGUUUUCGAAGAUAUAG
Bactrocera dorsalis (oriental fruit fly) is the source of this 978-nucleotide messenger RNA. RefSeq lists its product as uncharacterized. The record is from RefSeq and is a predicted model, not a curated record. Bases 1 to 978 code for a protein of 325 amino acids. The transcript is spliced from 3 exons. Lineage: Eukaryota; Metazoa; Arthropoda; Insecta; Diptera; Tephritidae.